UGACUUUUCUUUGUCUCAAUUUACAAUUAAGUUACAAUAUACUAAUAAUAGUGCUUAUUUCAUAGAGCUGUUGUAAGAAUCAAAAUAAUUCAUGUCAAAGCCCUGUGAAACAAUACUUGGAAUGUAAUGAAUGAUAAUAACAGGUAGUAUGAUUAAAAACAUCAAAAGUAAUGCAAGUAACACAUUAAUCUUUUAUUGAGAAUGCCCAAUGCUUCCCCAAAGCAAUUUGUUAGAGAACAUACUGUAUUUGGGAAAACUAGGUCUUUCUGAGCAUUAUGUUUAGUGCUGAUAAAAUUUGAGAGAACCUAAAAAAUAAUGACAACACAUUGAACUUCUGUUUUUGGGUUCCUGACACUAGCCUUAAUGCACAUCCGAUAUGCUUAUGGUUUCUUCCUCUUCUUCUCCUCAAGACAGAAAUAAUUCCAUUGAUUUAGUCACAUUGCUUUUCAGAUCAGAAUCUCAAACCACAGGAAAAUCAUAUAAAAUAUUUGGAGAAAUUCUCAUUUGCCUCUUAAUAUCCUUUUAGCCCCACCCUGUGUCUUGGGAGGCAAAACUCAAAUGGAAAGCAUUAUCUGGACAAACAUGGCCUCUGGCUUCCAGUUAAUUCAACUAUAAUGGGGUGCUAGCAUGAUCAGAGGGUAUUUAUUCCCCUCGCUCUCUCCCUGCCUUUCCAUGUUCAAGGCAAAGGCUGCCUGUUCCAUAUCUUAGGCCAUGGCCCCUGUCAGACAGGUCACAAAGUUCCAAUAAACAGCUUCCCCUUAAUUCUUAGGUCUACCGGUAAUAACAGCUUCUGAAUGCACAUCUCACCACCGUAUUUGCUUCCCUUAAUCCUUCUAAAAACUUUAUAAAACAGCAUCUUUAUUAAAUGCCCUUAGAUACCCUUGAUUAUCUUGAGUACCCUUGAGUACCCUUGUUUUCUUCUAUUACAGAGAUCAAUGAUUGAUCCAGUGAGACACUGAAACAAAAAAGAACAUUGCAAUUUUGCAGAUUGUGGGAUUUACAGACUGUAAAUUAUUGAGGCAUGACCUUUGGCUGUAAGGAAAAAUGGCCAAUGAUAAUUAAAGUAUCAAAUUUCUCAAUACCAGUGUAAUAGUUGCAGGAUGUGACAGAAAUGGCCAUUUAUCCACUACAUAAUUCAUGCUUCCCUUCUAAAGUGUAGUUAUCAUAGAAAGUUUGCUAGCCAGGCAAAAGUUACAUUUAUCCGGCCCAACAUUUAGAUCCAAACGUGAGCAUGACCUUAGUAGAUGUGGAUGGGGUGUUAUUUCUAGGUUAUGGGUGUUAAGAAGAAGGUGUGGAUUUGUCACCUUCUCUUUUACUUUCCAAUGGUUUAAGUGAAGGACUUUAAUGUUUCACAAGACAGAAGGAGCCCAGGGAUCAUUUGGAGGAAAAUUACCCACUAACUAGGAUUACUGAAACUAAAAUGUUAUGUGAACAAGAAAUACAAUUGUAUUGUGCUAAAUGACUGAAAUUUUGAGGACACAGCAAUUUUGUCACAGGAGCUGCAGUAGCCUAACAAAUGCAGUGUGUAUAUUUAUUUUAGGGAUACAAUCCCUUCCUAGCUUUUUUGUUUAAUGAUACGCAGUUUUCUACAACUCCUUACACCCUGGUUCGCCUAACAGGAGCUAUCCUCGUACCUUUGCUACCCUGAUCAUCUCCUUGCUUCAUGUCCUAUACCAAAUAUAAGUACAGUCUUGCACUUCCGUACUUUUCAUCUUAACAGUAAUCUGAUGUAUUCACCUUCAAUAUUUGCUACAUUUUAGAAACCAGAGCAAUUAACAUGUUUUAUUAUUGGCCAUUUUGAGUUCAGUUCCUUUCUCAUUUCCUUCUUUGAUAAGUGGUGUUUUGGCUUAAACUUCAUAAACUUCUACUUUCUGGAUGAAGAUGCAUUUAUCCUAUUCCUUAAACUUAAACAUAUUUUCCCACUGGUGGGAAAAGUAGCCAAUUUCAGUUCUUUGACCAAUCUGCUACUGACUGCAAGAGGAGUUAUUUGUGUCAGCUUCUCGUGGGGACUGUGUUGCCUAUCAAAGCAUCACAGACAUGCAGGAGGAAGAAGUAUACAGCUCCCUUCAGUGGGAUACUCCAUCAUCAAACCCUUACCAGAAACAUCUGUCUCCUACCAAAUAUUCAGGAACAUGGUGUUUUGUGAUGGUGAUUUUAUGUAUUUUUUGCGUGGGCUCAUUAGCAACCUCCAUUUUCUUGGGCAUCAAGUUGUUCCAGGUGUCCUCUGUUGCAAAGAAGCAAGAAGAAAAACUCAUCCAACAGGACACAGUGCUGUUGAACUUCACACAGUGGAAGACAAAGCAUGACCUCCAGAUGAAAUAUUGCCAAGCCUUGAUGCAAAACUCUUUUAGUUCAGCUUGUAACUGCAGCCCUUGUCCACACAACUGGAUUCAGAAUGGACAAAGCUGUUACCAUGUCUUUGAAAAUUGGAAAAUGUGGCAAGCCGGUAAAGAGGAUUGUUUGAAGGAGGGUUCUCAUCUUCUACAAAUAGACAGCAAAGAAGAAAUGGACUUUGUCACUGGCAGCCUGAGGAAGAUCAAAAAUGGUAAUGAUUAUUGGGUGGGACUGUCUCAGGAUGGAAACAGCUCACUUUGGUUUUGGCAAGAUGGCUCCUCUCCUUCCCCUGACCUGUUACCAAAACAGAGACCCAAAUCAACUCACCAGCUCUGUGGAUACCUCAGAGACAAGUUCCUUUCUUUCUCUAAUUGCACCAGUUGGAAGCAUUUUAUCUGUGAGAAGUACGUGUUAAGAUUCUCUACCUGAAAGAAACUGUGCUCAAAGUGACCUAUUGUAAUAGUAUUUGGAACAGGUUAUUGAAAAACCUGCCACAAAAUGCCAAAGAGCAAAUGUAGAAAAAGACCAAGGUGAGGGUGAGCAAACUAGCUACUUGGGACUCAAAACUUAUUUUUGCAUUUACACUGGGUAAUAUUCUUCAAUACUUUCCAGAUGUCCAUUUGACAUUGUUCAAAUUGCCAAGAAUAAAAUUGACUUAGAGUUAUAGAGGACAAAACCCUGGAGGUCUGAGGACAAAUUAAAGGAAAAUCAUUUCCAGAUGUCAUUUUUUAGUCUAUAGAGACUAUAAACUCCACACAGAAAUCUAUAAAUCACUGGGGAGAUGAUACAGUUUUAACUAACUGAUAUUUUCAUAAAUAAAUAAAUAAAAUAAAAUAAAAUGCGGCCUUCAAACUCACUGUCUGUCAGAUCUUUGUACACAUUUGCUAGUCUUCCAGGCAUUAUGUUAUCUGACUAGUAGGAUGGGAGGACAAGGGUAUGGAUUUUCAAAUUAGAAGGAAUAUAAGCUGCUUUCUGCUCUCUGUAAGAAAGUAACCUUUUUUAGGACUGCACAAUUCUCCCAGAGAGAUGAAAUACCAUAACUCCACAAAAGUGGAAGGAAUAGUCAGGCUGCUACUACCAGCAUGUCUCCAGUGAAGGACAGCUGUAAGCUUCCUUCCCCCCAGUCCUAACCAUCCCCACCACUACCAAAUCAAAUGACUCACAAUCUGGACUCUCAAGGUUAGCACUUCAGCACUUUUAACUGCAUCUAUCUGUGCCUCAAUUUUUUCAUUGUAAAAUAAUAACAGGACUGAUUUCAAAAUAUC
Messenger RNA from Rhinolophus ferrumequinum (greater horseshoe bat), 3599 nucleotides. It is a transcript of the gene CLEC9A, whose product is annotated as C-type lectin domain containing 9A. Gene Ontology annotation, biological process: receptor-mediated endocytosis. Gene Ontology annotation, cellular component: cell surface; membrane. The record is from RefSeq and is a predicted model, not a curated record. The coding region runs from base 2038 to 2763 and encodes 241 amino acids. NCBI's taxonomy places the organism in Eukaryota, Metazoa, Chordata, Mammalia, Chiroptera, Rhinolophidae. The transcript has 6 exons.